Musca domestica (house fly) is the source of this 1530-nucleotide messenger RNA. RefSeq lists its product as uncharacterized. Lineage: Eukaryota; Metazoa; Arthropoda; Insecta; Diptera; Muscidae. The record is from RefSeq and is a predicted model, not a curated record. The transcript has 3 exons. The coding region runs from base 497 to 1144 and encodes 215 amino acids.
CGCUAGAUAUGGAAUUGAUUCUGAUGAAGAUUCAGAUCAAAGUGAAUUUAGUUUCGCAGGGAGCUUAGGACCCAUAUUUCAUAUUGUAGAGCCAAGAUUGUCAAAGCAUUUUAGGUGUGCAACACAUACACUGAAUCUUCUUGCAACAACGGACUUCACAAAAAUUUUAAGUUCGUCGGAUGAAAACAUUCAAAAACUGCACAAAUCAUCAUUUGAACGUUGCACUCAGAUAUGGCACAAAUGUCACAGACCGAAAUCUGCAGAAAUUAUAAGUGCAGUUUUAUCUUCGCAGCUCAUUACUCCGUGUGUUACAAGGUGGAACUCACUGUAUGAUUCGGUUAAGAAAUUACUAGAAUACAAACAUAAGUUAGGGGAACUCUGCUAUCGGCUUGGAGUUCCAUCAUUUCUGGGCUCUGAGAUUGAAUAUUUAGAAGAGUAUUUGAAAGUGCUAAAGCCCAUUGCAGAAGGAAUCGAUUUUUUGCAAGGCGAACAAAAUAUGUUUUUCGGCUACUUUAUACCAACAUUGGUGUCCAUAAAAAUGAAACUUCGUCGGCUGGAAAACGAAAACCUAGCAUUUUUAGAAAGAGUCAAUAUAGAGAUGCAAAAAGCUCUUCACAAGAGAUUUGAAAAAUAUUUUUACCUAAAAGAGGAUUCAUUAGAUGCGGUGAUUGCGGCGAUUGUGAUACCAGAUGUCAAGCUGAGAUUUUUAAAAACCCUCUUAGAGACGGCCAACAACAUUACGGAAGAUGAUAUUAAAACACACUUAAACCACUAUGGGUUAGAAUUUGCCAAACAAUUAGAAAAGACUCCCAAUGCAACUUCCAUUUCCAGCCAAGCUUCAUUUCUAGACUUUGGUGAUGAACCCAUUGUCGAAUGCAUUCAUGAAACGCCACAAUUGGGGAAUGUUUUUCGUGAGACUGGUGCGUACCUCUCGGAUCACGAAACAAGUUUGGAAAUGCUGAAUAGUUAUCCCAUUGUUAAGCAAAUUUUUGUUAAAUACAAUACUGCACUUCCGUCUUCAGCCCCAGUGGAAAGAUUGUUCUCUUUUGCUGGGAUCAUUAAUCGAUCUAGGAGGCAAAACCUGAGCGACAGCAAUUUUGAAAUGCUGGUCUUAAGAAAAGCAAAUAUGACAGAUAUGAACUAAACAAUUUGUAUAUAUAUUAUAAAAAUUUAAAUAAAAUCGUGAAAACAUAUGUUUAAUUUUACGUAAUUCAUCAGCAUUGUUUUACUUUUUUCAAAAAUAUUAAUUUAGUGCAUUUUUUUAAUUACACUAAAUUUAGUGAUAGUGCAAUUAAAAUUGCACUACCACUAAAGUUUAGUGGUAGUGUUAUUAAAAAUUGCACUACCACUAAAGUUUAGUGGUAGUGCAAUUUUUUUUUUAAGUACCACUAAAUGGUUAGUGGUAGUGCAAUUUAAUUUUUCACUACCACUAACCAUUUAGUGGUAGUGAAAAAAACAAUUGCACUACCACUAAGUGAAUAGUUGUAGUGAAAUUGUUAGUGCACUAAAAAUCUAGUGCAUUAUGCCCAU